Aedes aegypti (yellow fever mosquito) is the source of this 2642-nucleotide messenger RNA. It is a transcript of the gene Rsph3, whose product is annotated as radial spoke head protein 3 homolog B. Gene Ontology annotation, cellular component: cilium. The coding region runs from base 705 to 2525 and encodes 606 amino acids. Lineage: Eukaryota; Metazoa; Arthropoda; Insecta; Diptera; Culicidae. The transcript is spliced from 6 exons. The record is from RefSeq and is a predicted model, not a curated record.
UGAUUUGGUCAUUCGGUCGUCGUCUGUCGACGAAGAAAGUCCAUUCUUUCUCCACUUUGUGUCAGUGAAGUUAGUGAAUCAGUUUUCCUGUCAGAAUAGAUGGUGACCAUUGGAAAGCGGGUGAUAGUCAUGGAGAGAGCAUUGGAAUUUUUAAAUCGGCUUACAAACUUACAUCAGUUUCACUGUGAUGCAGGUCAAAUACCGUUAUUUAUCUGAUUCAACUAUUCUUUCUAAUCAACGCUAUUUGUUGGACUUCUCUCCGAUUUGGGUCGAUGCCCUCAUACCAAACUUGAUUAAGUUUCCUUGUCCAUGACUUAUCGUAGAAAAGCUAACACGUGGCCAUUUUUCUUUCGUGCCGCUUUCCCGUUUGUUAGAAAAUGUAAUUGUAAGUGACUUCCCUGAAUAGACAUUAGGAGUGUCCAUGCACAGAAGUAUUCCCAGUGUUAAAUAGGGAUCAAUUAGAUCUUGUUACAAGUGAAUAUUCUCAAUGCUCUCCCUACCACGGGAAGGUGACUUGAAUUCUACUGAAUGCUGCAUUAUAAACGAGGAGCACAAUAUGAAUAAUUCAGACGGUUUUACUGAAAUGGCCGUGAAUUUACGGGAGAAACUGGUAUCGAUCUAGAAAGGAAGUUAUCGUUCUCAAACUUGGAGUAUAAGCGUCGUUAUCGUUGAUUCCUGAGUGGUACGUGAAGGUGCAGAGGAAAAUGCCAACAUAUUCAACACGUCAGCAGGAAGAGCUAUUGGAAGAGAGCCCCGCGUUUGCGAUUGUGCCGGUUGAUCACUUCAAAGGUAUUGGAAAGCCGAACGCCAUCGUACGUCCUUUGCUGCAUAACAGAGAAGUAAUCGAGGGGCAACACAUAAUUAACCUACAUCCAGAUUAUAAGCUGAUACAUGAUUUAGAAGCACAAAUAAUUCGCAACAACGCAACCAAUAAAAUAGUGAAAAGUGAUAACAACAAUAACACAACUAACACUACAACUGCUGCCGCUAUCCCAAUAAAAAGAACCGAUCGUGGAAGACACAAUGAGUUUACCAAAGAACUGGACGCGAAAUUGAGGAGACUGCAGAACGAUUCAUCAAAGCGGUCGUCAAAAAAUGGAAGUUCUCAGGAUGUCAACAACAAGAAAAAACCGCUCUUCAUUACGACCGUGCCCAAGGGCGUUUUCCUUAAACCGAGCAAAGAACUUCCUACAAUCGUUCCAUCGGCGACCACCCUGAGACGUCUGUAUGCAUACGAAAGCCGUCCAAGGAUUCUGACCACUAAUAGUUUCAACAAUAACAAUAACGAUAUCAAGCAUCCAAACCACAACCAUCAGCAUUUAUGCAAGCAUGGCAGCCAUCAUCAUAAAAUUGCCAUUACUCAGUCCGAGUCGGAACCUAAUGUGGCGAAAGCAACUGCGUUCGCCUCGAAUGCCGGCACGAAGCACAACUGCACCAAUCGAAAUGCAAGAGACCAUCAACAUACCACCUACCAAAAUGUGAUGCACGAUCGAAGAGUCGUCCGGGGUAGCAAUUUCACCUCCAGCAACAUACAUACGGGCGAUGGGGACAGUCUUCAAAAGGAAGCAGAGGCACGUCGAAGGCAGUUGGUUCGUAAGAAACACGUGGCCCGCAAUCAACGUGGAAUCAUCGGAACUCCACCUGCGGUACGCGGUCGCAAACAUGAAAACGUACAAACCGAAAAGUACCUCGAAGAGAUUUUCAUUCGCCCACCGGAGAUUGACGCCGGAUGUCAGACGGAUCUCUUCCUGCAUAGGCCACCCUCGCCACCAUACGUACCUCAAAAAAUCGGCCAUGACGUUGGAACGGAAAUUCUCGAGGGAGAACUGUUCGACUUUGACACCGAAGUACAACCAAUCAUAGAGGUCCUUGUCGGUCGUACAAUAGAACAGGCGCUGAUCGAGGUACUGCACGAAGAAGAAAUCGCCGAAAUGAAACGCCAACAGCAACAGAUAAUGGCCAUCAGGGAAGCAGAACUUGCCGAGCUUCGGCGUCUUGAAGUGGAGGAUCGUAAAAUACAGGCCGAGAAAGAGCGCCGAAUAUUGCAGGACAAGAUUGCUCAAGAUCUUGACAGAGAAAUGCAGGAACGUAUCACAGCUUCGAAGCUACUACAAGGUAGAAUCGAUGACCUACUGCCAGACGUGCUAGAGGCCGUGGAGAAUAUCAAGGAUGACAAAGAUCGCGAGGAAUUCGAACGUCAAAUUACUCCUUGGCUAGCCAAGGAAGUUGCUCAAGAGAUCGGUCAAAUGAUUGACUCUAAAGAACUACUUGAUGAUAUAAUCCGAGAAGUCCUCAUCCAAAAGAAAUGGAAUCUAUUUGGCACACCCACUCCUGAGAUACAUGAUGACAUUCCAGAAGAUGAAGUAGAUUUUGAGGAAGACCAACAACAAGGAAAUGAAUCAGAAGCUGAUCUAGGCGAUGAGGUUUCGCAUGAAAUGGAUGGCGAAGAAAUUGCAGAGGAAGCUGACAAUGAAUUAAUUUCAGAACAGGCAUUAGAAAAUGACGAUCCCGAAAUGGCUUUGUGAUAAGUUUGCCUUCGAUCAACGACAAAAAUUCAUAGGACGUAAAACAUAAAAAAAAAAUCAAUAUCAAACCAAGAGUCUCAUAAAUUUUAUAUUGUGGUCAAGUAGUGUUUACCGAUU